UUCAAUUUUUCAGAAAGCUUUUCAAAGUAUAAUGUAGAGCAGUUGAUUCAUUGAAUACAGGACCAAAGACUAGAAAGGAUGGUGAUAAACUACGGUUAAAAUGGCAUUUUUCCUCGGAGAGGAGAGUAUAAUGGCGGAGUUGGUUGGAGCUGUUACCAAGGUUACAACAGGAUUCUUAGAAGUUAACGCAAUCUCUAUAGAUAACUGGGGAUUUAAACUAUUCUACAAGUGGACUACAAGUCUUCUAGUCUUUUGCAGUGUUCUAGUCACAGCCAGACAAUUCUUCGGUAGUCCGAUCCAGUGUGAUGCGGGGGCGGCUAGAGGGGGUAUUGAGCAGAAUGUACUUGAAAGCUAUUGCUGGAUGUACUCGACCUUCAAUAUACCACGUGAGUACAAAGGAGCGUGCUCUGCUGGAGAUCAGGAUACAAAUCUCAACACCAUAGUGUACAACUCCUACUACCAAUGGGUUCCACUUUUUCUCAUAUUUUUGGCAGUUAUCUUUUACCUUCCCAGGUGUCUCUGGCUGCUCUGGGAGGGAGGACUCAUGAAGUUCUUUGGAAAGGGAACUACAACAAGGUUUAUUGAAGACCAGGAUGAGAAAAGGGAGAAACUGGUUCAAUUCUUCUGCAGAAAUAUCCACAACAAGUACAACAUCUACUUUUGCGGGUUCAUUUUCUGUGAGUUUCUGAAUUUCAUCAUUGUUAUUUUUCAGUUCUACCUAACACACAGGUUUUUGCACAGUCGGUAUAUAGACUACGGGUUCAAGGUUUGGCAGUACUAUCUACUACCUCCUGAGGAACAACAGAUGCCUGGUGUUAUUAACCCUAUGUGUUAUACCUUCCCUAGGAUAGCUUCUUGUGACUACUGGAGAUGGGGUACAGGUGGACAGCAGGAGUCCAUUAAUGCGAUCUGUAUACUUGCGCUUAAUAUCAUUAAUGAUAAGGUAUUCCUAGUGCUGUGGUGGUGGUUCAUAUUUGUUUCAAUUAUCUCAUUCAUAAGGCUAAUCUACCGAGGUAUACAGUGUAGGUAAAUAUAUUCUAUAUAUUCC
Eurytemora carolleeae is the source of this 1048-nucleotide messenger RNA. Its product is annotated as innexin inx2. Gene Ontology annotation, molecular function: gap junction channel activity. Lineage: Eukaryota; Metazoa; Arthropoda; Copepoda; Calanoida; Temoridae. The transcript has 14 exons. Bases 101 to 1030 code for a protein of 309 amino acids. The record is from RefSeq and is a predicted model, not a curated record. Gene Ontology annotation, cellular component: plasma membrane; gap junction.